UUUGCUAUCAAACAUGAAGACCAGAAGCAAAAUUCCACAGCAGAACUCAACUCUUCUGUCACUUAUUAUUGUUAGCGUUUUAGUUAGCUUCCCUGUUACAAGAUCAGACGACGGUAGUAAUGGGGAGUAUUUGAUUGGAGUGGGCAGCUUUGACAUGACUGGCCCGGCUGCCGGGGUCAACAUGAUGGGUUAUGCCAGCAUGGACCAGAAUACCGCCGGUGUACACUUCCGGCUAAGGGCAAGAACCUUCAUCGUGGCCGAGAGUUCCCAAGGUCCAAGGUUCGCCUUUGUUAAUCUUGAUGCUGGAAUGGCUUCACAACUGGUUAACAUUAAAGUGCUCGACAAACUCAAAUCAAGGUUUGGAAACUUGUACACUGAAGACAAUGUGGCGAUUAGCGGGAUUCACACGCACGCAGGACCAGGGGGUUAUUUGCAGUAUCUAGUUUACACUGUAACAUCUUUGGGCUUUGUCCAACAAUCCUUCGAUGCCAUCGUCAAUGCAAUUGUGCAGAGCAUUGUUCUGGCUCAUCACAACCUCAAGCCUGGUUCCAUUUUCAUCAACCAAGGGGAUGUGGUAAACGCGGGAAUAAACAGGAGUCCGAGUGCUUAUCUGCUAAACCCGGCAGAGGAGAGAGCACGGUACCCGAAAGAUGUGGAUACUCUGAUGACUCUAUUGAAGUUUGUGGAUGGCGGAAGCGGGAAGAGCAUCGGAGCAUUCAGCUGGUUUGCCACCCACGGAACCUCCAUGAGCAAAGACAACAAGCUCAUCAGUGGCGACAACAAAGGUGCCGCUGCCAGAUUCUUCGAGGACUGGUUCACUACAACUAAUACUAGUACUGGUGCCACGAUAUCAUCUCCACCAGAUAGUAGCGUGGCAGCAGCGCUAAUAAAGAAGGCGGAAAAUAUCAAAGCAACGGGAGGGAAGCCCUGCGGCAAAACAACCAGUCGCAAGUUUAAGGUGAGGAAGAACGAUGGCUCACUAUUUGUGGGAGCCUUUUGCCAAUCCAACGUGGGAGAUGUGACUCCAAAUGUCCUUGGAGCGUUUUGCACCGAUUCUGGAAAACCUUGCGACUUCACUCACUCCUCCUGUCAUGGGAACAACCAACUCUGCCUCGGACGUGGACCUGGGUACCCGGAUGAAAUACAAAGCACGAAAAUUAUAGGGGAGAGGCAAUUUCUAAGGGCGGCUGAUCUAUUCACGUCGGCUACAGAGCAGCUGACCGGGAAAAUAGACUUUCGCCACGUGUACCUAGAUUUCACGAAUAUUGAGGUUGAUUUGGAAGGAAACAAGAAAGUGAAAACAUGCCCCGCGGGGCUUGGUCCGGGAUUUGCCGCUGGGACUACAGAUGGACCGGGUGUCUUUGGCUUCCAACAGGGUGAUCAAAAGAUCAAUUCGACAUGGAGAAGACUGAGGGAUUCGCUAAAAAAACCCAGCCAAUAUCAAGUGAACUGCCAACAGCCCAAGGCAGUUCUGCUCAGCACUGGGGAAAUGUUUGUACCUUAUGCAUGGGCGCCUGCAAUCGUUCCUAUUCAAAUGCUCAGGUUGGGGAAGCUGAUCAUACUUUCUGUCCCAGGAGAAUUCACUACAAUGGCCGGUCGGCGGCUAAGGGAAGCGGUCAAGGAGACCCUUAUAAGUAACAGCAACGGUGAAUUUGAUGAGGAUACUCGCAUUGUAAUAGCAGGGCUUACUAAUACUUACUCGCAAUAUAUUGCAACUUUCGAGGAAUACGCACAACAACGAUAUGAGGCUGCUUCCACUCUCUAUGGUCCUCACACGUUAUCAGCGUACAUUCAAGAAUUCAAUAAAUUAGCCAAGGCGAUGGCAAAGGGAGACAAAGACCUUCCUAAAGGUCCCUUACCACCAGAUCUUUCCUCUGUACAAAUCAGAGUAGGUGAUCCUACUGGAGACUCACCUCCCCCAGGUACAAAAUUUGGAGAUAUUAAGGAGGAUGUCAGCUUACCAAAAAGUGGAUCAUUCCAAAAGGGAGAUAGACCAACUGCCACAUUUUGGAGCGCUAACCCAAGAUAUGACCUAUUGACGGAAGGGACAUAUGCAGUGGUAGAGAUGCUUCAAGGAAAACACUGGGUUCCUGUUUACGACGACGAUGAUUUCUCCCUGUUUUUCAAGUGGAAUGUAGAUACCAGUAGCUUAUAUGGCACAGCAACCAUAGAAUGGGAAAUACCGACGGAUACAAAUUCAGGGGUGUACAGGCUAAGGCAUUUUGGUUCAGCAAAGGAAACAAAGGACUCACCCAACACCUACUUCACCGGCGCAUCUAGUGGAUUUGCAGUGUCUUAAAUAUUUAUCUAGGAUUUUUCUUCCAUGUGUAUCCUUGUUACAGAAAUUAAGAAGAAAAGGUAGCAAGGGAUGCAAAUAAGUACUUAUUUAGAAACUGAAACCUUACAUGCUUAUUGAUAUCAUAGAAUAAAUAUAAAUGUAAAGGCUGUUACUUGCAGAAGUAACUUAGUCAGUGCUCAUAUGGAUUAUACAUCGAAGGCAUUGCCCUUUAAUAAGCAAAUCGAAAGCUUUGUUGAUGUCUUCAAACCUUACUUCAUGUGUCACAAACUCAUCCAGUUGUAGUUCCCGAUAGCAUGAAAAUAAAAAAAAAUUAAAAGGAUAUCCGGGUUCAGUAAGGCGAAAACAAUUCAAGUAAACAGUUAAGUGCUACAUCACCUUGUCCAUGUAACGAUUGAUGAGGGCAGGGAUAUCAGAUUUAAGUUCGAGUCCUCCAAAUAAGGAUUCCAUGAGGGUUUUGUUAGGAAUGUCGGUAUUACAAGAUAGAGAAUGCACAAGGUAAAGUAAAAAAUAGACACUAAGAAUUUAUGUAGUUCGGCAAUUUAUACCUACAUCCACGAAACAAUGAUCAAUCUUCACUAUAUGAAAAAGAUGAGUACAACAAGAGUAGUCUUACCAAGCCAAAGACAAGGCUUGAUGGAUAUAAGAAAGUAUGACACACACUUUUUAUCACUCUAAACUUCACUCACACACAAUGUGUAGUGAAACACUCUCACUCUCAAACUUGAAGUGGAACAACUCUUAUAACCCUCACUCUUGGAGUGGAACACUCUUACUUCGGUUUUUCACACACACACACACCAUGA
Messenger RNA from Malus domestica (apple), 3102 nucleotides. Its product is annotated as neutral ceramidase 2-like. Lineage: Eukaryota; Viridiplantae; Streptophyta; Magnoliopsida; Rosales; Rosaceae. Gene Ontology annotation, biological process: sphingosine biosynthetic process; long-chain fatty acid biosynthetic process; ceramide catabolic process. Gene Ontology annotation, molecular function: N-acylsphingosine amidohydrolase activity. Gene Ontology annotation, cellular component: extracellular region. The record is from RefSeq and is a predicted model, not a curated record.